Molecule: messenger RNA, 1608 nt
Organism: Thalassophryne amazonica
Lineage: Eukaryota; Metazoa; Chordata; Actinopteri; Batrachoidiformes; Batrachoididae
Gene: nkx2.2a
Product: NK2 homeobox 2a
Exons: 3
Coding region: 322-1167 (281 amino acids)
Biological process (GO): regulation of transcription by RNA polymerase II; cell differentiation
Cellular component (GO): nucleus
Molecular function (GO): RNA polymerase II cis-regulatory region sequence-specific DNA binding; DNA-binding transcription factor activity, RNA polymerase II-specific
Source: RefSeq, a predicted model, not a curated record
AAGGCCCUCCCCGUCUUUGUAAUUAAUUGACACGUUAUACCACUCAUCAUGCUCUGAAGCACCAAUGGUAGAGGCUCGGAUCUCCCCAAAACCCACAAUUUCACAUCUGCAAACAGUGUCUUCAUCCACUUGACUCCUAAGACCCGCCCACACGUGGCCAACCUUUGGGGUUUUUUCACGCUUUUCCACUGCAGGUUCAUGUGUGGAGAACAACCUUAUAUGGACUGAUCGGACAAGCGAACUGCUCACAAAGCGUGUGGUGCUGGCGGAGCUGGUGCGGGUGCAGCAACUUUUCCCUGCAUAUUCUUCCCCCUCCAGAAUAUGUCGUUGACCAACACGAAGACGGGCUUCUCUGUAAAGGACAUUUUGGACCUUCCUGACACGAAUGACGAAGAGGGAUCUAUCACCGGAGCGGAAGAGGACACGGAGGGAUCGGAGAGCACAGCCACGACAAAAAGCGCAGGAGUUUUGGUGCAAAGUCCUCUAGAAAACGUGCAGAAUCUUCCUUUAAAGAACCCAUUUUAUGACAGCAGUGACAAUCCUUACACGCGAUGGCUCGCUACGACGGACAGUAUUCAGUAUUCAUUCUUCCUCCCUUUUCUUGCUGCAGUGCACGGUCUGUCCGCCAGCGCGCAGGACCCGGCCAAGUCCCCGGAGCCCUCCGCGGACGACGAAUCGCCGGACGCCGAUAAGGAAACGUCCAGCAGCGGCGGCAGCGACUCCGGAAAGAAGCGCAAACGGAGGGUGUUGUUUUCCAAGGCGCAGACCUACGAGCUGGAGCGUCGCUUCCGGCAGCAACGGUACCUGUCUGCCCCGGAGAGGGAGCACCUGGCCAGCCUGAUCCGCCUCACCCCGACCCAAGUGAAAAUCUGGUUCCAAAAUCAUCGUUAUAAGAUGAAGCGAGCACGCGCUGAGAAAGGUAUGGAAGUGACCCACCUCCCGUCCCCCAGGCGGGUGGCCGUGCCCGUCCUCGUCAGGGACGGGAAGCCGUGUCACACGCUUAAAGCUCAGGACUUGGCGGCCACUUUCCAGGCCGGGAUCCCCUUCUCAGCUUACAGCGCGCAGUCUCUGCAGCACAUGCAGUACAACGCGCAGUACAGCGCCGCGGCCACGCCGCAGUUCCCCACGGCGCAUCACUUGGUGCAGACGCAACAGUGGACUUGGUGAGACACGCCAGAGACUUUGUCCCGGAGGCGCAGUAGGUAGGGACCCUCAGUGUAAAGAAAAACAAUCCAGACUUUACCCCCCUCCUCUCCUCUUUUUUUUUCCCCCUUUUCCAGCUUGACUCGUAUAUAAAUACAGUUUGAUUCGGGGCUCCUGUUUGCACCGUGUUUACAUGUUUUCGUUAAGAGAACUGGCUCCAAAUUUACCCCCCCCCCCCCCCCCCCCACACACACAAUAGAUUUUAUUACAAUGCUCUUCUUGUGAAUAUUUUUUUUUUCUUUGUACAGUAUGAUGUGUGAUGGUUGUAGUUUUCAUUUCCCCCUUUUUUUCGUGUUAUUAUCAGCACGUACGAACCACUUUAUAAUUAUAGAAAAUUUAAUUUCUUGCUUCUUUUAUGGACCGAAAACAUAUUUAUGGCCAUGAAUAAAAACUGGCAACUUUUCA